Molecule: messenger RNA, 3588 nt
Organism: Cyclopterus lumpus (lumpfish)
Lineage: Eukaryota; Metazoa; Chordata; Actinopteri; Perciformes; Cyclopteridae
Gene: porb
Product: P450 (cytochrome) oxidoreductase b
Exons: 16
Coding region: 134-2161 (675 amino acids)
Biological process (GO): response to hormone
Cellular component (GO): cytosol
Molecular function (GO): FMN binding; flavin adenine dinucleotide binding; NADPH-hemoprotein reductase activity
Source: RefSeq, a predicted model, not a curated record
GAAUUAUUUGUCGGUGAAAGUGCAGGAGUGCACCCCCGCGGCCGGGGUGGAGUUGGUUUGAUCCUAAAUGGCGGAAAGUUUCCUUCCGUGUUGAACACAGUGCGAGUCUGACACAAAGAGGGGAGGCGAAGACAUGGACGCUGAGACCACCGCCCACACCGAGCCCAUGGCUGAUGAAGAGGAGCCUCUUUUCAGCAACUUGGACCUCUUCCUUUUCUCCCUGAUUGUCGGCCUUGUUGUUUACUGGUUCAUGUCCCGCAAGAAGCCUGAGCCCAUCCCUGAAUUCAAGAAGCUCGACACACCAGCACCCACCACAAGAGAAACCAGUUUCAUCGAGAAAAUGAAGAAAACAAGCAAGAACAUCAUUGUGUUCUACGGCUCCCAGACGGGCACCGGAGAGGAAUUCGCUAACCGAAUGUCCAAAGACGCUCAGCGCUACGGCAUGAAAGGAAUGGCUGCCGAUCCAGAGGAGUAUGAAAUGGGGGAGCUGUCCCGGCUGUCUGAAAUUAAAAACUCCCUCGCCAUAUUUUGCAUGGCCACCUAUGGUGAAGGAGAUCCAACAGAUAACGCCCAGGACUUCUAUGACUGGCUGCAGGAAAAUGAUGAUGAGGAUCUCUCUGGACUAAACUACACAGUGUUUGCUUUGGGUAACAAGACGUACGAACACUACAAUGCAAUGGGAAAAUACGUUGACAAAAGACUGGAAGAACUCGGGGCUAAGCGCAUCUUUGACCUUGGUUUAGGAGAUGAUGAUGGCAAUCUGGAAGAGGAUUUCAUUUCAUGGAGAGAGCAGUUCUGGCCGGCCGUCUGUGAGCACUUUGGAGUUGAAGCCUUAGGAGAUGAUUCAAGCAUACGGCAGUACGAGCUGAAGGAGCACACCGACAUCAACAUGAACAAAGUCUACACAGGAGAGAUCGGUCGUCUGAAGAGUUUUGAGGUCCAAAAGCCGCCCUUUGAUUCGAAAAACCCAUUCCUGGCUACAGUCACAGUCAACCGCAGACUAAACAAAGCCGGUGAUAGACAUCUUAUGCACUUGGAAGUAGACAUAUCAGGCUCCAAGAUCAGAUACGAGUCAGGAGACCACAUAGCCAUUUUCCCCACAAAUGAUUCUGCAUUGGUGAACAAGCUGGGACAAAUCCUUGGAGUGGACCUUGAUGCGGUUAUCUCCCUUAACAACCUUGACGAGGAGUCCAACAAGAAGCACCCCUUCCCCUGCCCCACCAGUUACCGCACAGCCCUUACUCACUACCUGGACAUCACAAACUCCCCUCGCACCAACGUCCUCUAUGAGCUGGCACAGUAUGCCUCCGACCCCAAAGACCAGGAGAACAUGCGCAAGAUGGCCUCUUCUUCACCUGAGGGCAAGGCUCUCUACCAGAGUUGGGUGUUGGGUGCCAGUAGAAACAUCCUGGCAGUCCUGGAGGAUAUGCCUUCGUUGAAGCCUCCCGUUGACCACCUGUGUGAACUGCUGCCUCGUCUCCAGGCUCGCUAUUAUUCCAUUGCCUCCUCUUCAAAGGUUCACCCCAACAGCAUCCACAUCUGUGCCGUGGUGGUGGAGUACAAGACUGGGACUGGCCGCACCAACAAGGGAGUUGCCACCAACUGGCUGAAGAACAAACUGGUCACUGAUAAUAGCCACAAGUCCACCGUUCCCAUGUACAUUCGCAAGUCUCAGUUCCGCCUGCCCUUCAAGGCCACCAACCCAGUGAUCAUGAUCGGCCCUGGGACCGGAAUCGCUCCCUUCAUGGGCUUCAUCCAAGAGAGAGCCUGGCUCAAAGAACAAGGAAAGGAGGUUGGAGAGACGGUGAUGUUUUUCGGCUGCAGAUAUAAGAAUGAGGAUUAUCUCUACCAGGAGGAGCUGGAGGAAGCCGAGAAGACCCAAGUUCUAACGCAGCUUAAUGUUGCCUUCUCCAGAGACCAGGAGCAAAAGGUGUACGUGCAGCAUCUCCUGAAGAAAAAUAAGGAGCACAUCUGGAAGCUGAUUCACUCAGACAACGCUCAUAUCUACGUCUGCGGGGAUGCCAAGAACAUGGCUCAUGAUGUGCAGACGGCCCUCUAUGAGAUAGGAGAAGAACUGGGAGGCAUGACGCGCACACAGGCCAUUGAUUACGUCAAGAAAACUGAUGACAAGGGUCGCUACUCACAAGAUGUCUGGAGUUAAAGAGCCUCAGAACCAGCAUCAGCCUUACUACUCAAAGUGGUGCGUUUCAAUUUUCUUUUUUUUGUUGCGUGUCUUGUUUAUCAGGACUGGAAGAAAAAAAACAUUACACAUGUGUUCGUCACCCUGGUUCAUCAGAGCUAGAGGUAGCAGAAGAUCAUGAGGCAAACACUACCUCAGCAGGUUGUGUUGAUAAACACACUCAGCAAGUUCAAUCUGUAUUUUGUAAGGGUACUUCAUAAUGUGUCUGGACCACCAGCCUGUGUUUUCUGGAGUCCUCACUGGAGCCAUGGUGUCACACCCCGUCUGCAGCAAAGAGUCAUCCUCCUUUCAGAUUUUAUUUUUUUGAGAUUCCGUUUUAUAUUAAUGAGUCGAUCGGCGCAGCUUCAUAUCUUUUUAUAAGCAACUGAUGACAACUCGAAGUGCUACGGCGAAUCGCUGCUCCCCAACUCUGGAUCUACACAACAUAAUUCCAGUGAGAUCAUAAAGAUUUCAAUUGAAAAUGUAGAAAGCUUAUUCAGUUUUUAACUUUCAUCUAAUUCAUUAACGGAUUAUAGACGUAAAACACCACAGCAAAUAAUUUUGUAUCCUGUGUAUGUCUAAAUGAAAAGCAUUGUGUGUUUCCUUGGGGAACGCUGCUGACUUCAGUGUCUCUCAGACGAUCUUGUAAGAUUUUAGAAAGCACUUAAAAUACAUUAAAUAUUCUAGACAAAAUGUAUAAAUUGUAAUAACUAGUAUGCAAUUAUCUUUUGACAAGGGAUUUUGCCUGUUAUGCAUAAGACGCAACAACAGUGAUGCAAAGGGGAAGAUCAUUCACACAUAAAAACAUGAGAUUAUGUACUUGGUAUUUACCAUAAUAGCAGGCCUUUUAAACUAAUCUGUAAGCACCCUGUAAUAUUUGCAAAAUGUUCAUUUGAAAUAUUGUGUUUGAAACCAGAUCUGGCCUCCCAAAUAGUGGUUGUUUAAUUGAUAUGCAUCUGACGGCAGAGGAGUAUGAAAUGGGAAUGUAUUAUGGCAGUAACACUUGGACAUAUGACAACCAACUCUGCUCGAUUUGUUAUCUGUAUUUUUUUUUAAAUUAUUUUGUCCAAACACAUAUGCACCACUACAUGGAGAAGAUGACCAGACAUAUCAAAGCAUUUGGUGUCUCACUCCGCAUUUGUCAGUCAGUCCUUUUUGUGUGAAUAUGGGGAGUUUGAGGAGUGCAGCCAACCAGUUAAAGUGCAGCCUGUGCCUUUUUACCAUUGCCUUAUGUAUUUAGUUAGAAAUUAAACCCUGAUGUUUCACUGUCUCUCGCAGUUUUUAUUUUUUUCUUCCAUUGUUAUAGAAAGUCACCUUACCUGGUGCGGUCAGUUGUCAUUCCUCUUUAUAACGUAAUAGUUUGAUUUUAUCAAGGCAUGCAUUUUGUAAUUAAUAAAAAUUGAAUAAUU